UUCUUGGGAAAUCGUGCUAGAAAAGUGUCCGUCUUUGCGUUUUCCGCAUUUUAAUAAAACUACAGCUAUUAUAAUUUAUUCUGGUGGGUUUUAGGGGUUAAAAAUGUCUCAGAGAGGGCCGAGGGUGGACCUGAGCCUGAAGGAGCUGUCUCUGUCCGAUCAGAGCCCACACAUCCCGGGGAACUGCGCCUGCCUGCCGCUGCGGGAGAACAGGCUGGUCUGUGUGGAGUAUCCAGCGGUGAUCCAGAACCUGGACCGAGCCCUGGAGAGCCUGGGGGGAGAGCACAACAUGUCCAAAACAUAUGCCAACCCAAACCGCCGGCUGGAGCUGCGUCUGCGCCCUCAGGACCCUUUCUGUCACUCUUUAUGUGGGAACCGCCUGGACUCCAGUAACCUGCUGCUCCGAGUGCGGCGUAGAGUGAGGAAGAGCGAUCCCACCGAUGUGCAGAUACAGACUGAGAUACUGGGAAUCAUAGUGACUACAUACAAGUUUCAAGGAAUGGCAGACUUCCAGUGCCUCGCUGUACAUCCAGAGAAUGGCAGUAAAAUGUCCCUGUACGACAGGAUCGUCCUGACGCGGCCGGAGAGCCAAGACUUCUUUGAACAGCCGCUGCCCUACUUCCUGCCCCCCGCCAUCUUCUCUCGCCUGGACACGCCCAUCGACUACUUCUACCGCCCCGACGUCACGCACAAGAUUGCAGAUGCAGGUCCUCAUAAGAACUUCAUCGGCCUGAAUCGAGCCCGGCGCCCACACAAUGCCAUCUUUGUGACGUUCCUGGACUCAGUGCCAAACGAGUGCCUGGAGAUGGCAAAAGUCAACUGGCUGCGUGUGUGCAUGAAAGAGAACGACCACAGGGCUGAACAGCAGAUCAAAGAGAUGUUUGAGAGGCGUCCCAUCUGGUCCAGAAAUGCUGUCAGGGCCAACAUUGACAUGCACCCAGACAAGCUCAAGCUGCUGCUGCCCCUAGUGGCCUAUUAUAUGGUGACAGGGCCGUGGAGGAGUCUGUGGGUGCGGCUGGGCUACGACCCCAGGAAGAGCACCGAGUCCAAACACUACCAGAUGCUGGACUUCAGGAUCCGCUGCAGCACCAAGCACGGUUAUUCUGUCGGCGAUGUGUUGGUUAAACCCAAGAGAAGUUCACUCAGCUACACUCUGCCCAACACUUUCAACAAAACAGUUCCCCCGGCUGCCAGUGUGAUGUCUCUGCCUGAUCAGGAGGGCACCAGCCAGGAACAAAACCCCUCUACCUACAAACUUAAGGAGUCUGCCUACAUCUUCAGAGAAGGCAUGGUCCCCCCUCACAGGCAGAUGUUCUACCAGCUGUGUGACCUACACGUGGACAGUAUCCAGAGGGUGGUGAACGCAAACAAAGGUUUGGAGAAGAAGUGUGACGAGCGUGACGGCUGGUGUGUGGUGGGGACCACAGACCAGCUGAGGGACAUCAUUUCUGAGUGCAUCCAGAAGGUGGUCCGCUCCAAGAAGAACAAGACCUUGUGGAAAGAGCCAAAGAGACUACGCAGCAGCCUGAGCUCCAAAUUGCCUUCAAAGUAUGAAGAGGAGGACAGCGAUGAGCAGGAGCCACACCUUGAUGAAGAGCCUGAUGAUGAUACAGAUGAAGAUGCAGAGGAUGAGCCUAGUGGAGCCCUGGACGAGACCAAAGAGGAAGAAGAAGUGGAGUUUCAGCUGUCAGAAGGUAGUGAGAAUGAGAUGGAGACAGAUAUGCAGGAGUACAUGUAACACACAGACUCUUCAGAAGACACACACAAACAUUUGUUCAUAGCCAUUUUGGAU
Molecule: messenger RNA, 1792 nt
Organism: Periophthalmus magnuspinnatus
Lineage: Eukaryota; Metazoa; Chordata; Actinopteri; Gobiiformes; Gobiidae
Gene: gtf3c5
Product: general transcription factor IIIC, polypeptide 5
Exons: 11
Coding region: 104-1738 (544 amino acids)
Biological process (GO): transcription initiation at RNA polymerase III promoter
Cellular component (GO): transcription factor TFIIIC complex
Source: RefSeq, a predicted model, not a curated record